AUGUCAUCCUCCCCUAAAUCGCUCGACUCAUCCUCUGCCCUCGAGCUCCUCUUCUCUCCCGGCGACAAGAGGAAAGGACGAAAGCGCAAAAUCCUUCUCAAAUCGAUCGAAAAGACGGUCCAGAUUUCAAUCUCGUUCCUGGUCGCCUUGCUUUGUUUUUACGGGAUUUACCGGGCGAUCGACGACACGCACCCGGAGACGCUGGCGAAAAUACCAAAGUUUGGAAGUAGUGGAGGAGGAGGAGGAGGACAUUUUCUUCAACUUCGUCAUGAUGAUGAUGAAGUCCCGAUGAGUAGUGGUAGUAGUGCUAGAAAGAGAUUUAGUGGCAAAAGCAGCAGGCUGGUGGACUCUCUGGCGAACGACCUGUCGCGAGCGAAGACGGCUUUGACGGACGCGAAAAUACACGAACGCGCGAUCGAGGUGGAGUUGAUGGAAACGAGAGCGCGAGAACGAUCGAUAUAUCAGGAAGCGGAGACGUUGAAAUCGAAAUUGAUUGGCGCGACGAGAGACCAAGUCGAGGACGUCGUCGAGGACGUGGACGAGUUGUUGAGAGAUUGGGAGUUUGAGUUGGGGGAUCCGGUGGAGAUGGAACACGCGAGCCCACCGCCGAGCGAGGCGAUGGUGAAGCACGAGGAGGCGAAAGAGGAAGGGAUGGGGAAGAAGGUGAAGGUUGGGGAAAAGGCGUCGGAGUUGACGGCGGCGGAGCGAGAGCAGCAGAGUAAGACCGGUGCCGGUAGUAGCGGAAGUAGUAGCGAUAGGAGUAGGAGUAGUACUAGCAGUGGUGAUAGUAGUAGUAGUAGAAGUGGUGGUGGUAGUAGUAGUAGCAGCAGCAGCAAUAAUAAUGUUCUCGCUGAUGACGCAUCGUUAGGGACGUGCGAAGCGCACGAGCACACGGAGUAUUGGGGAGCCGUCGUCCUCAACGGCGAUAAUCAUAAAACCGAAGAUGCCGGUAAGUGUUGCGACGCGUGUCGAAAUCUCAACAGAGCCAGUGGGAAUAGAUGUAACGUGUGGGUGUACAAUCCAAACUCGAAAGCGUGCUGGUUGAAGUUUGAGAAAAACAUCAAGGAGAUGAAACCGGCGAACUCUGGAGCGGGGGUUCCGUGGGUCGCCGGGAAGUUUACGGACUUGAAGCCGCCGAAACCGCCGCAGCAUCCACCGGCAACCGGGAAAAGGUACGAAGAUAUGCCGCGGUGUUUACACGGCGUCAUGACGUCCAGUGGUAACGCGUACAUGAAUUGGCAGUCGAGAAUCAUGUAUCAGACGUGGCAAAACCACGCCUCGCAACCUGGAUCCAUCAUGAAAGCCUUCACGAGAGUGUUACACAAAGGUCGCGACGACGAGUUAAUGGUUGAAAUACCGACCAUGCGUUUUGAGCCCAUUCAAACGCACUGCGACAGUUGGUGCGAUUAUCCCGUAGCCGAUCGGUCCAGUGCCAUCGCGCGAUGGUCGCAAACCUCUGACUCGGAAACGUGUUCGCACAUCGUCAUGCUCGAAACCGAUCACGUCAUCGUGAAAUCGCCGCCGGAGUCCAUCUUACUCCCACCCGGCCAAGCGUACGGUUUCGAGUUCACGUACAUCAACGUUAACCAUCCAACCAUGCGCUCACACUUUUCGGAAGAGUACGGCGAUAAAUCCAAAGGAAUUAUUCCUCGAACUGGAAAUUCACCGACCGUUAUCACCGCCGAGGAUUUACGAAAAGUGGCUCCGAAAUGGGCUGAAUUCGUCGCGCGCACGGAACAACCGGAAAACGUCAAGAAAUCCUUGGGAUGGUUGCGAGACAUGUACGCGUACGAUCUCGCCGCGUUCGUUUCCGGCAUCAAGCACACUUUUUACGGCGCCGGCAAACCCGAAUCCAUCAUGGCUCAACCUCCGGCGGAUGAAGAACUCGGCGGCGCGUUCAUCUUACAUUACACCUGGGGCCCAGAAAUCUACGACGUAGACGGAACAACUAUGCUUUGGAAAUUCGACAAACGAGCCUACGGUGGCGGUCAAUACCAACGAGGUCCGUAUAAACUCGUCAAACUGGAAGAUCCUCCCCCGUGGAAAGAAGGCUUAAAAUUGCAAACGUUCUUCGCUCCUCGAGCGAUAUCCGAGAACAAACACGCCUUGAUCGCCAUGUUGAUUACCGAGAUUAACGCCGCCAUCGAUAAGUUACCGAGAGUGCCAAAAGGCCACGACUCCUUGGAAGAGGCGCAAAUGUGGGCCUCGAAUUAA
This is a messenger RNA of Bathycoccus prasinos, 2214 nucleotides long. RefSeq lists its product with no specific name. The record is from RefSeq and is a predicted model, not a curated record. Gene Ontology annotation, molecular function: glycosyltransferase activity. NCBI's taxonomy places the organism in Eukaryota, Viridiplantae, Chlorophyta, Mamiellophyceae, Mamiellales, Bathycoccaceae. The transcript has a single exon. The coding region runs from base 1 to 2214 and encodes 737 amino acids.